UGCAGCCAUGCCUGAGCUCAGCAAAGAAUCCAAGCAGCGCCUGCAGAAAGUCUUUAAAUGCGGGCAGUUCACCAUCCGCUGGGGCUUUAUCCCAUUGGUCCUGUAUUUAGGAUUUAAAAGAGGAGCGGAUCCAGGAAUGCCAGAACCAACCGUACUCAGUUUGCUUUGGGGUUGAGGAACUUCCAUGCAAGAAAAGUGUUUCCAAAAUCUUCAGCAGUCACAGCUUUGAAGAGGAUGUGGCGAAUAUUCUAAAUAGGAUUUCGUGAGAUUUGCUGUGAUAUGACAAAGAGUAGAGCUAAUUUUGCUAAAUGCUUCUCCAUUUAGCAGUGCAUUGAGAAAGUGGCUUGUGUGGUGCAUUCUGUACAUACAAUUCAAACAAAUGCAACUACAUCUUGAAAAUAAAAAUUCAUCUUUUUUUAAUAAAAAAUAUUAAUUUAAA
Xenopus tropicalis (tropical clawed frog) is the source of this 439-nucleotide messenger RNA. RefSeq names its product translocase of outer mitochondrial membrane 7 homolog (gene tomm7). The record is from RefSeq and is marked provisional. Gene Ontology annotation, cellular component: mitochondrial outer membrane translocase complex; mitochondrial outer membrane. Lineage: Eukaryota; Metazoa; Chordata; Amphibia; Anura; Pipidae. Gene Ontology annotation, biological process: protein import into mitochondrial matrix.